UUUAUUGCUCGUCCGACAACAAAUUUAAACAAGUUUGUUAUACCUGUGACAUCCAAAAGAAUGGCAGCUUUGUGGGUACUAUUAUUUUGCGGGAUUGUUACACAAACUGUGGCCGACUAUGAAGCAAACUGGGAUAGUUUAGACAGCCGUCCACUUCCUGACUGGUAUGAUAAAGCAAAAAUUGGAAUUUUCCUCCACUGGGGUGUCUACUCAGUUCCCAGUUUAGGAAAUGAAUGGUUCUGGAGUAGUUGGGUAGGAGGCAAUAGUGAAAUUGUAAACUUUAUUGAGAAGAACUACCCACCCAAUUGGACGUAUCAAGACUUUGCGGAACAAUUUACAGCAGAAUUUUACGAUCCCGAUACUUGGGCCGACUUGUUUAAAAAUUCUGGUGCAAAAUAUGUAGUACUAACCAGCAAACACCAUGAAGGAUAUGCUAUGUGGCCAUCAAAAUACUCCUACAGUUGGAACGCGAAUGACGUGGGUCCGCACCGUGACCUUUUAGGAGAUCUUGCGAAAGCUGUUAGGAGCAAAGAUCUCCACUUUGGCCUCUACCACUCUCUACUUGAAUGGUACCAUCCUCUUUACGAAGACGAUAAAGCAAACAACUGGGCAACUUCUAACUUUGUCGAUUCAAAAGUCAUACCAGAAAUGAAAGAACUUAUCAGUACAUAUGAACCUGAAGUUUUGUGGUCUGAUGGAAAUUGGGAGAGUCCGGACACUUACUGGAAAGCGACAGAAUUUCUUGCUUGGCUUUACAAUGAAAGUCCCGUCAAAGAUGUUAUAGUUUCAAAUGACAGAUGGGGAAGUAAUACUCAAUGUAUCCACGGCGAUAUUUAUACUUGCUACGAUAAAUACAAUCCAGGCGUCCUUCAACCUCACAAAUGGGAAAAUGCUAUGACUGUUGACAGAAAUUCGUGGGGUUAUCGAAGGACGAUAAAAAUAUCUGACAUUCUGACAAUACAUGAACUUAUUGAAACUUUAACACAAACAAUCAGUUGUGGAGGAAAUAUUCUUAUAAAUGUCGGACCAACUAAAGAAGGAACUAUCGUUCCCAUCUUCCAAGAACGUCUUCUACAGCUCGGAACGUGGUUAGGUAUCAAUGGUGACGCUAUAUACGAAAGCGUGCCAUGGUCUGUCCAAAACGAUACUCUAACUUCCGGUGUUUGGUAUACUAGUAAGGAUUCCGACGUAUAUGCUAUAGUUCUGAACUGGCCUGAUGGAAAUGUUCUAAAUUUGGGUGCUGCCACGCCUCUUUUCGGUUCAUCUAGUGAAGUGAUUUUGCUAGGAAACCAAGAUCAGUCAUUAACGUGGGAAAUCAGUGACGAUAAAGUGGCCAUAACACUCCCAGACCAAGCAGCAGUAAUGAGUGAAUGGGCUUGGGUUAUUAAGAUAACAUCGGCUUCCCAUUAGUAUACAUCUUACUUACCUAAGUAAAAAAAUAAAGCAUCAACAAAAAUAA
Molecule: messenger RNA, 1459 nt
Organism: Zophobas morio
Lineage: Eukaryota; Metazoa; Arthropoda; Insecta; Coleoptera; Tenebrionidae
Product: alpha-L-fucosidase-like
Exons: 7
Coding region: 61-1410 (449 amino acids)
Biological process (GO): glycoside catabolic process; fucose metabolic process
Cellular component (GO): lysosome
Molecular function (GO): alpha-L-fucosidase activity
Source: RefSeq, a predicted model, not a curated record